UAUUAUGACGCCCUGACGCCCACUGAGCCGACUCCCCAGGAUACAUGUACGUCUUUACAAUGUAGAGACUCGAUAUGACUUGUGAUGCCCCCCGUCUUUGUCUUCUCUUUCAGUGAAGGACGCCAUCAUGUGCGAAAGACGAGCCAGACUGGCGAGUCUCGACAAUCUCUGUCCUCGGAAUGCAAAGCCAUUGUCAGGAGUCGACAAUGAUGCUCCACGCCUAUGAUUUCUUUCAGCCUUUCAGCCCUACGACUCGCCUUGUCCCAGUAUCCAUCUAUAGAUCCUCUUUCUCUUGCCCACCCCACAAUGAUAUCCGCUGCUCUCUCUCCUACAUCGUGUCCUUGUUUGUCCAAGUGCUUUGUCCAUGCCUCCCUGCGACUUGUACAUAUACAGCCCUCGUCCGACGACAGUGGAAAUCAUUUCAUUCUCUCUUCCGACACAUACCAACAAUUUAUCAACAACACCAACGAGUUUGAACUGCUUUUACUCUGCUUAUAACAGACUUCAA
Sodiomyces alkalinus F11 is the source of this 508-nucleotide messenger RNA. RefSeq lists its product as hypothetical. The record is from RefSeq and is a predicted model, not a curated record. Lineage: Eukaryota; Fungi; Ascomycota; Sordariomycetes; Glomerellales; Plectosphaerellaceae. The transcript is spliced from 2 exons. Bases 180 to 476 code for a protein of 98 amino acids.